GUGGAAUUUGCGAGGAGCAGCUACUGUGUUACGCAGCUCUGCAUGAUGCCGAACAAAAAAUUAAUGCAUAACUCCAAUAAAUUUAUGCCUAUACAAUUAGCAAAGUACUCUGAGCUAACUUUUAACUUAUACUGUCAUUUUGACUAAAGGAUUUAUCAUUUUUCUGAAAAUUUAUCUCAAUUUCACAUUUUUACAUAGUAGCAGUUACAUUUGGCAACAAGGCAAACCUUUUCCCGUUGGCUGCUCAGUCACUUCCUAGUCAAAAGAUUUUCUUCAAUUACAAACAAAAAAUAAAUUUAUUUCACUGAAAAAAAUUGCAAGUUUUAUCAUAAAUUCCAUAAAGUUUGACACAAGUCUAUUUUUCUUCGACAAUUUUUUUGUUGUUAAAAGUUUUAUCGUGAGUGUUAUUUUUCUAAUGGAAAUUAUAUACCUGGCAACAGGCUAGUGAGCGUCAUAUUAGAGAUUAUUGUGGAAUCUAUGUUAUAAAAAUUUAUUUCAUCCCUUUGGGCAUCUUAAAAUAUCAUUUCAUUGAAAGGAGAAAGUAUAUUUUUCAAUAUUGUGAGAAAAAAAAGAGUGUCUUCAACGGAAUUUAAUUAUUGCAUCAAGAGAAGGAGAAUCUGAUUGUCUUGCAUACAACUGUGUUAAUGAAUAUAAAAACCAUGGAUAAGAAUUGGAUUCAUAAAAUGACAUAUUCCACUGACAUAGAGGUGGGUAGCUGAAAUUUGUGAGAAAAAGAAUUGAUAAAUCGAAAUAAUUGUUUUUUUAAAAUUAAAAAUGGACAAAAUGAUAAGGGAAUGAUUAUUCUGUUAAUGAAUCGCUGAUGGUAGUUGGACGAUUAAGUGAAACGAUGGAGGAACCUGCGAAGAAAAAGCAACGUAUCAACAAUGAAGAAGAGGAAGAUGAUGCAAUUACUGAAAUUGAGAGGUUUCAAACAAGUUUACUCGCACAAUGUUUGUGCAAUAUUCCCGAGAGUAGUUUACGUAAACCAUUCACUGGAACGACUGUCGAGACGGCAAAUGGUGAAUAUCGAACAACAUUGCUCUCUGAUUGGGAACCGGACAAAACACUUGAAUUUAUAAGUGCCUUACAAUUAUUGUUUGACGUUGCAAUUAAACAGAGUACAAAACACAUAAUGUGUAGUCGUAUUGCCGAUGUUUGUGAGGCAUUGGCACGUAAUGAACAUGGAAUCAUUGAUCAAAUAAUCGAUCUCUCUGGUACGUCGAAUAAAUUUAUUUCAUUUGCCGCGAGUCGUGCAUUGGCAUCAUUUUUUAUUGUCACAAAGGAGAAUAUUGAAGCUUCAUGGCUUGAUAGAUUGACACAAUCAUUGUUAAAUACACAUUCACCGAGUCAAAUGCUUUUUACAUUGGACGUGGUGAAGAGGGUAGUUGAACACAGGGAUGAUAGACGACAUCCUGUUGAGGAUGCUGAAAAUCCUGGUGUUCCUUUACAUUGUAAUAUUGUACAACUUGAUCCCGAAUCGGAGGAUUCAACAGCAGUGAAAGCAAUGUGUGUGAAGGCAUUGGAAACCAAAUGGAUUAUUCUUGUAUCGAAAUUUGAUACAAUACUUGGCUCGUAUACACCACAACAUGAACCGGCGGUGAUUAUUUUCCUUGAACUUUGGGAAUCAAUUAUAUCAGUAAAGGCAAAUCUCUCGGUGAUUGAUACAAAAAUGUUCUUCUCACAAUUGGAUAAUAUGGUGAUGCAUUUGAAUGUUAAUGUUCCGGGUGUGAUUUGGCGACAUCUUCUUGGAUUGUUCAAUGAAGUUCUCUGUUAUGGAAGUACCCUAUCGCUGCAGGAUAUUCUACCUGAUGAACCAUGCUCAUUGGCACAUUUAAUUGUUCGUGCAGUGAAAGAUUGGAGACUUUUGGAUGCUUUACCCUAUCGUCAAGGAUCGGGACGAUUUGGUGGUGGUUCUGGCGAUGGUGAUCGGCCUCUAUUGCAAAAAAUUGUUCUACUUGUGCUGAAGAGUGUUGCUGUCACAGUUAAAGAGACACGAAGUGAUUCAAGUGACUCGUCAUUGGGUUCAGAAGCUGAGGAUAUUGAUGCAGAUAUGGCGGUGAUUGAGAGAAGUAUACGCGAAGUAUUGAGACAAUUGGAUCAUUGUGUGAAGACGCUGUUGCCAUUUCAUCCGGAAAUGCCAUUAUCGCAAUGGGUCGUUCAGGUAUUUAACGAUCAAGAUGAUUUUCUCAUUGAGGGAAUGGUCUGUUGUUUGGAUGUGGCUGUUGGAUUAUUUUAUCGUGGUCCACCGCAAAAUGAUUUGGGACCAAUGCUGAGACCAACUUUGACAUUUAUGCAAUUUGUACGAGCAAUAUCGUAUGAUCCAUCGGUAUUAGUUGAUUUAUUAGUUGGUACGGAGACAUGUUUUUUGCUUUAUCUUCUUAGGUUUUUGAAAUAUAUUAAGAGAAAUUGGUCCGAAUUUGUAUCAUGUUGCGGCGAUGAAUUGGACAAUACAAUGACAGUGCUUAUUAGAUUGAGAUUAACGGUCGAUAGGCUUGUUUCGAAAACACUUUUUCAAUAUAAUAUCAGUCCAAUACUUCGUUUAUUAGAAAAAUGCGAAUCACUUUACGAGGGGAAUGUGGACAAUUAAUUUUGUCAAGACAUUGCUUUAUUCAAGGAAUU
Molecule: messenger RNA, 2619 nt
Organism: Leptopilina boulardi
Lineage: Eukaryota; Metazoa; Arthropoda; Insecta; Hymenoptera; Figitidae
Gene: lin
Product: protein lines
Exons: 2
Coding region: 821-2587 (588 amino acids)
Source: RefSeq, a predicted model, not a curated record